Messenger RNA from Acanthoscelides obtectus, 1181 nucleotides. The record is from the annotation of a GenBank genome assembly. NCBI's taxonomy places the organism in Eukaryota, Metazoa, Arthropoda, Insecta, Coleoptera, Chrysomelidae.
UUGCUGUUCCAUGUCACUACAGUCAUAUGCUUUCGGUCAUUCGGUUUGUUUAUAAACAUUUCUAGAAACUUGUAUUUUCCAAAGAAUUGAGUUGAUUCUUGAUCAGAAGUGACACAAAAUGAGUGGAGCUAAUACAAAGCACGAUGACACGCUGUUUGAAAUGCUUAAAGAAUGCAAAACUCUUCCCAACUUCUUGGACGCAAUUUUCGGAUUCCUCAAUCGGAGAACCGACUUCUACCAUAUAGCAAGUGAUCCAAAGGCUGCAGUAGGUUUACCUGAGGGUCUUGCAGAAAAGAUAGCUCAAAGUGCAUUUUUCAAAUGGAAAAUGAAACCUCCGGAGACAGUGAGACCAGAUGACAUUCCAGCUGACGGAGAGGAAGUAAUUAUUAGUGAUGAAGUUAUGGAAGAAGCUGCAAACAGCUCUGAAGAUAAACAAACUGCCCCAAAAUUGCCCAUAAAUAGUGACUGUCAGUUUUCAAAGUCAGAUUAUUACAAUGGAGCAGCAUUCGAUAACUAUUGCUGGUCACAGACAAUUACAGAUGUGGAUGUUAUUGUGAAAUUGCCUGAAAAUGUCAGUAGAAAAGACCUGAAUGUUAAUAUUCAAACGAGUAAAAUCACAGUGAAACACAAAGAGAAUACAACACUGCUUUCUGGAGAAUUUUGUCAAAAAUGCAAAGCUAAUGAUGCUAUUUGGUCAGUGGACAAUGGAAAACUAAUUAUUCACUUGGAUAAGAGCAAAGAAAUGUGGUGGAACUGUUUAUUGAAGUCUGAACCUGAAAUUGAUAUUUCACAAAUUGACUGCUCAAGACCAUAUGAAGAACUACCAGAGGAUGCCCAAGCUAAAAUUGAGGAGUUACAAUGGAACCAAGAGAGGAAGAGGUUAGGCUUGCCAACAUCUGAGGAAAUGGCCAUGCACAAGACAUUAGAGAAAGCUUGGAAUGCAGAAGGGUCACCUUUCAAUGGGCCAUUUGAUCCCAGCAAAGUACAGUUUAGUUAAAAUUGGUUGAGGACUUACAUUCUAUUUAUUUAAUUAUAAUUUUUAGAAAAUAUAUUCAAGUGUUUUUCAAUUCAAUUUUCAUCUAUUGACUGAUAUACUGAUUUUCAAAACUUGUUGCAUUUUUAGUGAUCAAACUCACUCCCUCCCUGAGAGCUGCUAUAUGGAAGUAGUCUCUCUUGCCAUG